GCUGUUGACAGCCGUGUCCUGUAGCAAGUAUCGAUAAUUGUCCGAUCAAUUCAACAACCACCGGCAUCACUGCGAACCGCAGGAGGAUGGGAGAUAGUAUGCCUGCAGGCGCACCGUCUGCUAUCGCUCAAGGCGCAAAGUCGAAGAAUAAGAAGAACAAGAAGUCCGCGGCGAAGAACAAGGCGAAGAACGAGCAGUCAAAUGAUACCUCACAAUUAGAAAAUGAGCCGGGGCCAUUGAAUUCUGGUGCUGCUGAUGGGGAUGGCGACUCCGUUAAAGAGAGCGAGGCAGAGACGGUAGAAGAGCAGGAGGAUGAUGGAGAUGAUGGGACGAACCAUGUCGAUCUACCUGUUCGGACGAAUCCGUCCUCCAACUCAGAUGCGCAAGCCAACAACGAUGUAGUCGCAAACAAUUCAUCUGCCUCUACUCCGCUCGAAUCCGAAGAUCGAUUCAAUGCACUAGUACGGGAGAGAGACUCUCUACGAGAAGAAGUGACGCGGAUGCGAAAGUCUUUAGAGGAGAUCCAGUCUAAGCAUAGGGAUGAAAAUCAAGAUUUACAACAGAAAUUGGAAGAGUCCGAAAGCAAGAAGGAGCGCGCCGAAAGCCAGUAUCAGAAGCUACUGGAGAGAGUCAACACCAUCAAGUCGCAGCUCGGAGAAAGGCUAAAGGAGGAUGCCGAAGAAAUCGGUCAAGCCCGUGCUCGGAUAGAAGAAUUAGAGGAGCAGAACUCGAACUUGAAUGCCGAGUUAGAUGCAAAGACAUCAGAGUUAUCGGUAAUGGCGGAAGAAGCCGAACAACGAUCGAAGGAGCUUUCUAUCCUGCGGGAUCGGACGAGCUUGUCGCAACAAAAUUGGCUCAAGGAGAAAGAAGAGCUGCUUGAGCAAGAAACCUACCUCCGGACCGAAUUCGAGGAAGCGAAACAAGCCAUGCACAACUGGGAGGUUCUUGCUAUGGAAGAACGGUCCAUCCGAGAAAAUCUCGAAGGGAAAGUUGUCGACAUUGAAGAACAGCUCUCCGCCCUUAGGGAGGCGUAUGAAAAGGCUGUAUCUGAGCGCGAUAGUCAAGCAGUGACCGUUGACGGUCUUCAGCGAGCCCUCCAAGAAAUUCAAACAGCGCGUAAAAAGGAACUGCGUGAGCUUGUGGAGAGCUCUGAUGCUCAGCUCGAGGAGCUCAGGCAGUCCGUCCGUAACGCGGAGAAGAGGGAGUCUGAAGCUCAAGAAGCACUCCAACACGCCCAGAAAGAGCUGGAGAGGUUGCUACCGUUUGAGAAGGAAGUGAAAGAGAAGAAUCUUCUCAUUGGGAAGUUGAGACAUGAAGCAGUUACACUUAACGACCAUCUUACGAAAGCUCUGAGAUUUCUCAAACGAGGAAAACCAGAAGACAAUGUUGACAGGCACAUUGUUACCAACCAUCUACUGCACUUCCUCGCCCUGGAUCGAUCAGACCCUAAGAAAUUCCAGAUUCUACAGCUAAUCGCAGCACUUCUGGGAUGGACUGACGAACAACGAGAGCAAGCAGGUCUAGCACGACCAGGCACUUCAACUGCAUCCAGCCGCCUAAGAGUUCCAAGCGCCACGAUGCAUCGUAACCCCAGCACACCGUCAUUGGUAUCUGAGUUCAUGGACAGCGGAAACGCCAGCAGAGAAUCACUAGCCGAGUUAUGGUCCAAUUUCCUCGAACAGGAGGCGCAAACAGGACCUGAAAACCAACACAGAACCGGUACUCAGCCCAGCCCUCAGCUUCAGAAAUGAGCCGGUUUGUUUCAAUCCGCCUCCGUGCACUCUGUACAUGGCCUCUGGCUUCUACAAGGGACCGACGUUCCUUUUUGAGUUGUCUACUCUCAGAGAAAUCCUACGCCUUCAGUGGACCUACACAACUGCUUUUUCUGUCACGCUAUGAUUAUGGAAUCGUCCAUGUUUUUCUUUUGGCAACAUUGUUUUCUUUCCCAUCGUAUUGUACAAUAACGGAUUUAUGCCAGCAGCAACUUGACUAUUCUUCAGGGAUGUUAUAUCACU
Messenger RNA from Paecilomyces variotii, 2015 nucleotides. RefSeq names its product putative Golgi matrix protein. Gene Ontology annotation, molecular function: small GTPase binding. Bases 87 to 1751 code for a protein of 554 amino acids. Gene Ontology annotation, cellular component: Golgi apparatus. The record is from RefSeq and is a predicted model, not a curated record. NCBI's taxonomy places the organism in Eukaryota, Fungi, Ascomycota, Eurotiomycetes, Eurotiales, Thermoascaceae. Gene Ontology annotation, biological process: endoplasmic reticulum to Golgi vesicle-mediated transport; Golgi organization. The transcript has 7 exons.